Messenger RNA from Chenopodium quinoa (quinoa), 1037 nucleotides. RefSeq names its product probable peroxygenase 5. The record is from RefSeq and is a predicted model, not a curated record. The coding region runs from base 204 to 779 and encodes 191 amino acids. Lineage: Eukaryota; Viridiplantae; Streptophyta; Magnoliopsida; Caryophyllales; Amaranthaceae. The transcript has 6 exons. Gene Ontology annotation, molecular function: monooxygenase activity; calcium ion binding.
AUUUUAAAAUUAAUGCACAAAUUAUUGCAUCGAUAGAAAGCUGGUUAUUUAAGAAGCAACACCCCAUCACAAAUUCUCAACGCCAUAAAAGUAUUAUUAUUUCUUUCUCUCAUUCACAAAUUUUUCUUUCCCAAAUUUUCCUCCAUUUCAAACUGAUUGAAGAAAGAACUCAUUGAGUUUGAUCACCAUUUUACUUGUAUAACAUGGAUGCUUCAAGUAGUAUUACUAAUCAAAAUGAAGUUGAAGGAACAGGAGAAAACGUGCUUGCUAAACAUGCUGCUUUCUUCGAUAGGAAUCAUGAUGGUGUUAUUUAUCCAUGGGAGACCUUCAAAGGAUUGCGUGCCAUUGGAUGUGGGCUAUUUAUAUCCAUCGCCACAACCUUUGUCACCUUGACCAUCAGUCCCAAAACUCGCCCGGGGAAAUUCCCUUCUUUGCUUUUUCCAAUUGAAAUAAAGAACAUAGCCAAGGGCAAACAUGGGAGUGAUACUGGUACUUAUGACACACAAGGAAGGUUUGUAGAAUCGAAGUUUGAAGACAUCUUUAGGAAGCAUGCUCGCUCAAAUACAAAUGCUCUCACCUCUAAAGAACUUAGUGAUAUGCUCAAGGCAAACAGAGAACCUAAGGACUUAACAGGAAGGAUUGGUGCCUUUGUAGAAUGGAAAGUAUUGUUUUCUCUAUGCAAGGACAAGGAUGGGUUGUUACAAAAAGAUGUAGUAAGAGGAGUAUAUGAUGGAAGCUUAUUUGAGAAGUUGGAAAUGGAGAGAAAAUCUUCUAAAUAAGAUUCACAAACAAAGCUAGCUAGCUUAGUUGGACUAUGUCAUAUACAUAGUGUGAUUAAACAUAUACUAUGAAUCAUUUUUUAACUUAUGUAAAUCACUAAAUCAUCAUUAUUUUUACUUCUCUUUUCCAAGUAAUUAUGGAGGGGGUCAAUUUGUUUGUUAUUGUUGAUCUUCAUCAUUGGGUUGCACCAAUUUGAUAUUGUUUUGUAUUUAACAUGUGGGUUUGAAUUUACUAGUUAUACAUUGUUGUUCAUUCUA